Molecule: messenger RNA, 2551 nt
Organism: Ornithorhynchus anatinus (platypus)
Lineage: Eukaryota; Metazoa; Chordata; Mammalia; Monotremata; Ornithorhynchidae
Gene: GORAB
Product: golgin, RAB6 interacting
Exons: 5
Coding region: 21-1076 (351 amino acids)
Biological process (GO): non-motile cilium assembly
Source: RefSeq, a predicted model, not a curated record
GUUGACGUACGCGCGAGCCGAUGGCGCGGGCCUGGGCCGGCUUCUCCGAGGAGGAGCUGCGCAGGCUGAGGCAGCACAAAGAUCCAUUUGAACCACCCGAGCGGCAGCGGCAUCUCCCGGUGAACAAAAGUCGCCAACGGCUGCAACGAGAAAAGGCCCUACAGCAGCAGCAGCAGAAAUCUGGGCUCCAAGAUGGGCCGACGGCAGUUCUGCCAGAACAGCUACUUUCCCCACCUCAACAGAAGCCUCGCCCUCAGCAGCCACCGACGUCACCCCCUCCGCCUCCGGAUGGAGAGCCACGGCACCAGACGGUUGGAAAUCAUCGAAGAGAUCCCGGACUUGAGAAUUCCCAGGAUAGCCACAGAAAAGUUGAGGAUAUCAUUCCAAAACCAAACUGCAAAUUGGAAAAAAAGAAAGUGGAAUUGCAGGAAAAAUCUCACUGGGAAGUCCUCCAGCAGGAGCAGCGGCUAAUGGAAGAGAAAAAUAAACGUAAGAAAGCACUUCUGGCCAAAGCUAUUGCUGAGAGAUCGAGAAGAACUCAGGCAGAAACGGUGAAACUAAAGAGAAUCCAGAAGGAGUUACAGGCUCUAGAUGACAUGGUGUCAGCGGACAUUGGAAUCCUGAGGAACCGAAUUGAUCAGGCCAGCAUGGACUAUUCGUAUGCUCGGAAGCGAUUCGAUAAGGCAGAAGCGGAGUACGUCACUGCAAAACUAGAUCUCCAGCGGAAGAACGAGCUCAAGGAACACCUCACAGAGCACCUCUGUACCAUCAUUCAACAGAAUGAGCUCCGCAAGGCCAAGAAGCUGGAAGAGUUAAUGCGGCAACUGGAAGUGGAAGCCGACGAGGAAAGUCUAGAGCUCGAGAUUGAGGUGGAGAAGUUACUGCAGCAGCAAGACAUAGAAGGAGAGAAGCGAGCGGCUACCUCAGAGGCCACCACCACCUCGCAGGACCCAACUCUCAGUUCAGCAGCAAAGGAAAAGGAGCCUGUCCAUCCUGCUGCCCCCCAACAACUAAAGGAACAGUCUGAGAAAUCGGUGGCAAUUCUCUCCCCGGCCCAAGCAGCCAGCGUCAGGUAGUUGAGAUGGCCCCAGACAAAAUCCCAACCGAUCCCGUGACGUGAAUCUCUAAUAUCGUUUUCCCUUCUGUUCAACUGGCGGCGUGUGGGGUACGGGUCUUCCCGCCAAAGUUUGAACCCCAACUCUCUACAACUCUGAAAACGUGACCUUCGGUCAGUCACUAGUAUUUAUGGAGCACCUCCCCUGUGCAGAGCAUUCUACCAAGUGCUUCGGAGAACACCACAGAAAAUAAAGGCUAGCUUCAAAUUGCUCUUUUUGAAAAACUAUUAUAUUGUUGUAUUUAAGUGCUUCCUAUUAUUCAAGCAUUGUUCUAACCACUGGGGUAGAUACAAGUUAGUCAGGGCAGGCACAGUUCCUGUUCCAAAUAGUCUAGGAGGUAGGACAGGUACUGAAUCCCCAUUUUACACGUGACAAAACUGAGGCACAGAAAACUUCCCCAAUUUAACAAAAGCCACCCAGCAGGCAGGUAGCGGAGUCAGGAUUAGAACCCGGGUCCUCUGCCUCCCAGGCCUGUGCUCUUUCCAUUAGGCCAUGCUGUUCCUCAUCUUUUAUGUUUCAAAAAAAGAAUUGCAGUGGACUUUACCAACAGAAAGUCUUGGAAAAUAACGGAGGUCGGUUUGGUCAGGGACCGUGUCUGACCUGAUUAACUCGCAUAUGCCCCAAGUGCUUAGAAAAGUGCUCGUAAUAUAGUAAGUGCUUAACGAGGAUAAUAAUUUUUUUUGUCAAUUUUUGAAAUACCUACACUAUGUUGUGUUUUUUAGAAUAUACUACAUUUAAGAUGGUAAGCUAUUGUUAAAAGAAAGAACUGCAUGAUCAGUCCUGCCAAAUGUCUUAAUUAGUUGAAAAAUGGAAAGCUAAUGUAUAAGAAAAGAAAGUAGAUAUUGGAAAACUAUCCAUUCAAUUGAUUAAUGCUGUUUUUGAUCAUUAAAAAGGUAAUGUGCUUCUUUUCUGAACCUCUUUGUAAAUUAUUGUAUAUUAAAAAUGUUUUCAUUGCUGAAAUCAGGAUUUAUAUAAUAGGUUUAUUAAUCACAGUCAGUAAAAUUACUUUCCUAAUUCAAUCAUCUAGGUAUUCGUAUAAAGCGGUUAAGUCAGAUGCUCUUAUUUUAGUACUAAAAAGGCACAGGUUGUAUGACUUAACUUGGCAUUUCCAAUAUUCUAAGAAACCAGGCUUCUUUUUAAGCGUGUUAUAAGGAGCAUAAUUAUUUGAAACCCUUUCAGCCUUGAAAGGACAAGUGUAAUACAGAGUGUAUUAUUUCUCAGAAGACACUGAGGGCAAUCCCAUGCAAAAUUAUAUUUUUAUUCCAUCCAAUUUUAGUGAAAUUUCUAACUGUUGUUACUUUCUUUAGCUGUACUUUAAAUAGCCAUGUAGUUAAAUGAUAGAAAUUGUAUUUGAGCGGUAGGCAUAAAAAGAAUGCUUCAUCCUCCAUGUUACUGUUUUGUUUUUGUAAAAAAAUAAACAGGGUAGAUGCAGUUUC